Microplitis mediator is the source of this 786-nucleotide messenger RNA. RefSeq lists its product as uncharacterized. The transcript is spliced from 3 exons. The record is from RefSeq and is a predicted model, not a curated record. Lineage: Eukaryota; Metazoa; Arthropoda; Insecta; Hymenoptera; Braconidae. The coding region runs from base 1 to 786 and encodes 261 amino acids.
AUGACCUGGGAUAACGUGUGCUCAAGUAACGGAAAUGAGGUCAGCAAUCUGUUUGCGUCAUUCUUCAAGAGUAUCUACAAAACCCCGCCUGGUCUAUCUCCUGAUCCAACAGCUGAUCCGGAAGAGGACAGAGAACGUGCUGAUGCUCCAGAUGCACACCUCACUGAAUUUGAAGUUCGUUUCGAUGAUGUUUAUCGUCAACUAUGCCUGCUGAAUGUUAACAAAGAUGCUGGACCUGACGGGUUACCUAAUUUGUUCCUAAGGAAAUGUGCUAUAGGUCUCUGUGAGCCUAUCACCAAUAUGAUACAGUCUUCACUUGCUAAACUUCUGGAGAAAAUAAUCCUACCACAAUUGAACUUUGCUUUCAAAAACAUCAUUGUGUCUCGGCAGCAUGGAGUCUUUGGUGGUAGAUCCACAACUACCAACUUGUAUGGAUAUGUCAACUAUAUACUAAACUCAAUGGGCAGAGGCAAAGAGGUACAUGCGAAAUACACAGACUUCAGUAAAGCGUUUGAUAUGGUCAACCAUCAAAUUUUGCUAAAAAAACUGAGCACCUAUGGUGUUAAAUAUGAAGCGCUGGAAUGGCUAUUCUCAUACCUUUUCAACAGGAAGUUACGAGUGCGAGUUAAUGUUCACCCAUCAAAUGAAUGUGGCGUCACCUCCGAUGUCCCACAGGGUUCACAUUUGGGUCUGAUUCUGUGUAGUAUUUUUAUCAACGACAUUAGUGAUAACAUAAGGUCAGAGUAUCGACUCUACGCAGAUGACAUGAAGGUCUACAGGGUAUGA